Esox lucius (northern pike) is the source of this 2565-nucleotide messenger RNA. RefSeq names its product PDZ and LIM domain 5a (gene pdlim5a). Gene Ontology annotation, molecular function: muscle alpha-actinin binding; actin binding. Gene Ontology annotation, cellular component: filamentous actin; stress fiber; Z disc. The transcript is spliced from 15 exons. The record is from RefSeq and is a predicted model, not a curated record. Bases 194 to 1972 code for a protein of 592 amino acids. Gene Ontology annotation, biological process: heart development; actin cytoskeleton organization; muscle structure development. NCBI's taxonomy places the organism in Eukaryota, Metazoa, Chordata, Actinopteri, Esociformes, Esocidae.
GCUGCGUGGCUCAGUGUGUUACCAGUAAGGGAUUUGUCUGAGGGAAGUCUCUAGGUUCUCUGCGGUCUUGUCCAUCUACCUGCACAGCAGUUUCAUCCGUGAUAGGACUGCCUAUUCUAGAGAUCUUAAUAGAACAGACGUCCAGGUUUAACAUACGAGUGGAUCUCCAUCAGGCAAGUGUUACCAGAGCACCAUGAGCAGCAACUACACCGUGUCCCUGCACGGCCCCGCCCCGUGGGGCUUCAGGCUGCAGGGGGGGAAGGACUUCAGCAUGCCACUCACCAUCUCCAGGCUCACGGACCAGGGAAAGGCAGCCAAGGCCCACAUUGCUGUGGGAGACACAGUUCUCUCCAUUGAUGGCAUCAGCACUGAUGGAAUGAACCACCUAGAAGCUCAGAACAAGAUCAAGGCCUGCACUGGAAACCUCAACCUCACCCUGCAAAGAGCCUCCGCUGUCCCAAAACCUCCUGUGGCGCCAAAGACCGAGCCGUCAGAGUUCAUUGAGACCGUGCCUGUCAUCAGCCAACGUCCUCGCCCCCUUCCAUGUGAGCCCACUCGCCUCACCUCCAGCGCCCCACACAACAAAACCGCCCAGCCCUUUGGGGGCUGUGGGGGUGAGGACAGGGGCUACCCCACCGCACGCUACCCUCAUUCUGCCUUUGCCCCUGCCAGCCCAGUUAGCCCCCCUUCUCUCCCUCAGCCCCCCUUAUGUCCCUCCUCCUUACCCCCAUCCCUACCUGCUGCACCACAGCCCUCCGUCUAUAAUAUGCCCAUCAACCUCUGCUCCAAUGAGAAUGCCUGCGAGGUGGCCACGGGCCAAAGGCGGGGCCUAAUGGGGAGCCAGGAAGGAGAUGUGCAGGUUAACGGUGGACCACACAGUAUUCUGAAAACAUCAACUCCACCUAAAAGCGUUUCAAGGAAGCCCAUUAUAGACACAGACAUUGAGUUCUAUCACGUCCCUUCUCACGGAGACGCCAGCAAGAAGCGCCUGAUGCAGGACACCGAGGACUGGCACCCCCGUAGUGGAACCACACAGUCCCGCUCCUUCCGAAUCCUGGCGCAGAUCACUGGGACAGAGCACCAGGAGUCCCCAGAGAAAGGAAAGGAGAGAGAUCCCGGAAAGACAAAAGAGGAUGGAGGGGAGUCUGAAGUUAGUUCCAACAUGUUGUCUAUGAUCAAAACCAAGACCAAAGGACCUGCUGGUCCCAACAAAAACACCAACACCGUUUCCACUGCUAAGGGUUCGGGUUUCCCUAAACCAAGCUUUAAGGCAGGUGUCAUGGCCCCAUCGAUCGGGGUGAGGGGCGACAGCUCCACCAGCGCUCCCCCUAAUUUCCCUGUCUCUGAGCGUCCAGCCCCCCCACCCCAUCCCACAGACGAGGCCUCCCUGGUGCAGAUGGCCGAGCACAUCCCAGCAGGGACUCGCACUCCUAUGUGUGGCCACUGCAAUAUGGUGAUCAGGGGCCCGUUCCUGGUGGCGAUGGGCAAGUCCUGGCACCCCGAGGAGUUUAACUGUGCCCACUGCCGGACCUCUUUGGCAGACAUUGGCUUCGUGGAAGAGCAGGGCUCCGUCUUCUGUGAGCACUGCUAUGAGGAGUUUCUCGCUCCCACCUGUAGCCGCUGCCAGCUGAAGAUCCUUGGGGAAGUAAUCAAUGCCCUGAAGCAGACCUGGCAUGUGCACUGCUUCCUGUGUACAACGUGCCAGCGGCCCAUCAGGGACGACACCUUUCACCUGGAGGACGGGGAGCCCUACUGUGAGAGAGACUUUUACGCUCUCUUCGGUACUGGCUGCCACGGUUGCGAGUUCCCAAUAGAGGCGGGGGACAAGUUCCUAGAGGCUCUGGGCUUCACCUGGCACGACACCUGUUUUGUCUGUGCGGUCUGUUGUGCAACUCUGGAGGGUCAAGCCUUCUUCUCCAAAAUGGACAAGCCCUUGUGCAAAAAACAUGCACACACUGUGGUGAAACAUUGAUCAACGACAGGAGCUGACAGCCAGAAAGAUAGAGGAGAGGAGAGAGAGGGAAGAGGGAUGAAGGUGGAGAGAUGGGGGAGGACGGAUUGAGCAGAAGUGAUUGAGGACAGAUGGAGGAGGACAGCUGUAGGAGAGAUGGAGGAGAAGAGCUGGAAGAAAGAAGGAGGAGGGAAAUGGAUGAGGACAGCUGAAGGAGGAGAGAUGUAGGAGGGGAAAUGAAGGAGGGAAGAUGGAAGAGGAAAUAUGGAGGAGGAGAGAAAAAGGAGGAGAGCUGGGCUUGAUAUGUAAUGAAUGUUGAUUUUAUUCAGGGUCAUAUAGGCCUGUUUGUUUGCCCAGGUGCUACCCUACUCCCUGUAUAGCACACUGCUUUAGACCACAUCCCUAUGAGCCCUGAUUAAUAUGUCCAAGUGUUCUACUUAGGGACCAGGGUGCCAUUUGGGACAGUCCACAUCCCCCCGACCUUCUACAUGUUAUCUGACUGAUGUGUCUGGUUCCAGGAAGAAAGUCUUGUUUUACUUUGUGUCUGAGGUGAUAUCUACAUAUGUACAGUAUCUCACAAAAGUGAGUACACCCCUCACAUUUAUGCAAAUAUU